Molecule: messenger RNA, 2110 nt
Organism: Camelus dromedarius (Arabian camel)
Lineage: Eukaryota; Metazoa; Chordata; Mammalia; Artiodactyla; Camelidae
Gene: HFE
Product: homeostatic iron regulator
Exons: 8
Coding region: 65-1258 (397 amino acids)
Biological process (GO): antigen processing and presentation of endogenous peptide antigen via MHC class I via ER pathway, TAP-independent; antigen processing and presentation of endogenous peptide antigen via MHC class Ib; response to iron ion starvation
Cellular component (GO): external side of plasma membrane
Molecular function (GO): transferrin receptor binding; peptide antigen binding
Source: RefSeq, a predicted model, not a curated record
UCCGGUUUCCCUGCCCUACCCAAGCGGCUGAAACGCUCCACUACGCGCGGUCCGAGCCGGGGAAAUGGGCCCGCGAGCCCGGCCGGCGCUUCUCCUGCUGAUCCUCCUGCGGACAGUGGACACGCAGGGGCGACCGCGGCUCCCCCUCUCCCCAGGGUCACACUCCCUGCGCUACCUCUUCAUGGGUGCCUCAGAGCCAGACCUGGGGCUGCCCCUGUUUGAGGCCUUGGGCUUCGUGGACGACCAGCUCUUCGUGUCCUACGAUCAUGAGAGUCGCCGGGUGGAGCCUCGCACCCCAUGGGUCUGGGGUCAGGCCACCAGCCAGCUGUGGCUGCAGCUGAGCCAGAGCCUGAAAGGGUGGGAUCACAUGUUCAUCGUCGACUUCUGGACCAUCAUGGACAACCACAAUCACAGCAAGGUACCGAAGCUGGGGCUGUGGCCAGAGUCCCACACCCUGCAGGUGAUCCUGGGCUGUGAGGUGCACGCAGACAACAGCACCAGAGGUUUCUGGAAGUACGGGUAUGACGGGCAGGACCAUCUUGAAUUCUGCCCCGAGACGCUGGAUUGGAGAGCGGCAGAGCCCCAGGCCUGGGCCACCAAGCUGGAGUGGGAAGUGAACAAGAUUCGGUCCAAGCAGAACCGGGCCUACCUGGAGAGGGACUGCCCCGAGCAGCUGCGGCGGUUGCUGGAGCUGGGGAGAGGGGUUCUGGGUCAGCAAGCACCUCCUUUGGUGAAAGUGUCUCAUCACGUGACCUCGGCAGUGACCACUCUACGGUGUCAGGCUCUGAACUUCUACCCCCAGCACAUCACCAUGAGGUGGUUGAAGGACAGGCAGCCACUGGAUGCCAAGGACGCGGAGCCUGAGAAUGUGCUGCCCAACGGGGAUGGGACCUACCAGGGCUGGGUGGCUUUGGCUGUGCUCCCUGGGGAAGAACAGAGAUACACCUGCCAGGUGGAGCACCCAGGCCUGGAGCAGCCCCUCACUGCCUCCUGGGAGCCCUCGCUGUCUGGCACCCUGGUCAUUGGAAUCAUCAGCGGGAUCGCUGUGUGUGUCAUCAUCUUUACUGGAAUUUCGUUCAGAGUCUUAAAGAGAAGGCAGUCUUCGAUGCUGUUUGAGGAAUGCAGUCUGCAUUUCUCCUCUCGGAAGAUCCAUGGUGUUGGGGGAACAGGGGCAGACAGAAGCCAGCUCCUGCAGAGCCCUGGAGGCCUUUGGGAUGGAGGAGCCUCGGGGGACUACGUCUUGGCUGAACGUGAAUGAAGUGCAGCUUGCAGACCCCAAGUGAGGUGGAGACAUGAUUUGAGAUUCAAAGUGAGGGUGCGCUGGUGGCAGUCUUCAUGUUUCAGGACAUGUUUCAGGACUUGUUUCAGGACAGUUGGACCUAAGAAAUAGGAACUGUCUCAGGAAUUCUGCUCUUAACCUUUCCUGGUUCACGCUCAAAACGUUCCCCCCAUUUAGGUGUCUGAGUUCCCGUGUGCUAACAAGCCCCAGCUGUGAACUCUCCCCCAGAACUGGCUGUUGGGAAUCCCAAGCUGCAUCUAGAACCUGCCCUUAUUUCCUGCAUCACAGACUCCGUACAGCUCCCUCAUCUCAUCUCAUCUCUUAAAUGUGGGGGACUCCUGAUUCCUUUGAAUGUCUGAGAAAAGCUUGGAACCUUGUCUUCAGGACACGCACCCUAACACCUCUACCAGAAUUUGGCACACACACCCAGGCAUUUCCUGAACCCACUCACGUUUCCUUUUAAUCCUUUCUCGGUCAUACAAGAACUCAUCUGUCACCAAGCCCUGUGGUCUCUUCCAUCCGAGGGAGAUCUGGGCCAUGGUACAGCUGUGCAGGCUGGGCACUGCACAACCUGAGAAGACCCCUUUCCCAGGAGAGGUAUUGUGGAUGUUUGCGUAUAUGAUGAUAGUUUUCUAGAAAACAGAUGGGAAGUGCCUUGAGGAGGGAUGUCUUUUUCUAAUUUGCACAAAGGUGCCUGUAAGUUUCCUUAGAUUAAUGAUCCCUGCUUUUACAGUGCCUCUCCUGUAUACUGGACUUGAAGUAGCACGGUCUGUGGUCUCUCUUUGUUCUGAUCAUGAAAAUGAUAAUAAAGCUGAUGAUGAUCAUGAUAAA